This is a messenger RNA of Mustela erminea (ermine), 2018 nucleotides long. It is a transcript of the gene PERP, whose product is annotated as p53 apoptosis effector related to PMP22. The record is from RefSeq and is a predicted model, not a curated record. Lineage: Eukaryota; Metazoa; Chordata; Mammalia; Carnivora; Mustelidae. Bases 190 to 771 code for a protein of 193 amino acids. Gene Ontology annotation, cellular component: cell-cell junction; membrane. The transcript is spliced from 3 exons. Gene Ontology annotation, biological process: cell-cell adhesion.
CGGGCAGGUCGGGGCGGCGCGCCGUGAGUCACCGGAAUCUAGGUGGGGCCCGGGCGCCCCGAGCCGCGUCCUCCCGGGAGCCGCCUCCCUGCGGCCUCUUCCCUUUUGUCGCGCUGCCCGCGCUGGCGGGCCAGUCUCCGCGGCGUCCGAGCCCCGCGCGCUCCUCUCCUCCGCGCCGCCACCGUCGAGAUGCUGCGCUGCGGCCUGGCCUGCGAGCGCUGCAGGUGGAUCCUGCCCCUGCUGCUGCUCAGCGCCAUCGCCUUCGACAUCAUCGCGCUGGCCGGCCGCGGCUGGCUGCAGUCGAGCGACCACAUCCAGACGUCCUCGCUGUGGUGGCGAUGCUUCCAUGAGGGCGGCGGCAGCGGGUCCUACGAUGAUGGCUGCCAGAGCCUCAUGGAGUACGCGUGGGGAAGGGCAGCGGCCGCCAUGCUCUUCUGUGGCUUUAUCAUCCUGGUGAUUUGUUUCAUCCUGUCCUUCUUUGCCCUCUGCGGACCCCAGAUGCUCGUCUUUCUCAGAGUGAUUGGAGGCCUCCUGGCCCUGGCUGCCGUAUUCCAGAUCAUCUCCCUGGUGAUUUACCCUGUGAAGUACACCCAGACCUUCAACCUUCAUGCCAACCCUGCUGUCACUUACAUCUAUAACUGGGCCUAUGGUUUUGGGUGGGCAGCCACGAUUAUCCUGAUCGGCUGUGCCUUCUUCUUCUGUUGCCUUCCCAACUAUGAAGAUGACCUUUUGGGUAAUGCCAAGCCCAGGUACUUCUACACAUCUGCCUAAGGUGGGAGUGAGCAGAAGAUCACUGCUGCCAAGAUGGAUCCCAGAGCAAGAUACUGCCUUCGCCAGCAUCCUUUGAACCCAUUUUGUGGGCAGUGUUCAUCUCAUUAAACUAGUCAAUGCUAAAAUAAUUUGGGAGAAAAUAUUUCUUAAAUGGUGUUACAGUUUCAUAUUCAUCUUUUAUAUAUGUUUUGUAAACAAAGCUUACUUCUUUAAACUAAUGACCUAUAAUAUGCCAAUAUCCCCUUAUAUCUAUAAAUACCAUUUAUAUGACAUUUGUAAAAGAAUAUGAAUAUGAAAUGUAACCACUGUAUAAGGCAAAAAUGAGAAGGCUUCAAAGAUUGGACUGACCUGAUCGAGUUUCUGCUUUUCCCAGGUGGAAUGGACUGUGUCCAUUAAGAGCCAACGAAAAGAGAGAGAGAGAUUAGUAAGAAUUGUCAGUGACCAAAGAUCCUAAAAGAAAUGCAAAAAAUAAAUAUUUUCCAAGCCUUCACUUAUUUAAAGAAGCUAAAAAGCUUCCUCAAUGCAUACUGUUUGUGAGAAUUUCUAGCUAAUAUCCUGAUCUUUUUUGUGAAGCUUUCUGUUACCAUGCUAUGGCAACUAGGAAAGUAUUCUUUCAUACCCAAAGCCUGCAGCAUUAUUAAGGCCUCCUUAUGUAGUGAAAGGUUAAGAUGAAAUUGUUUUCUUUUAAAGUGGUUUAUAGGGUUGGGGUGUGGGAAAAUGCUGUAUUAAUAAAUCUGUACUCUUUUGUGUCUAUAUGUUCAGGAACACAGUAGAUGGAUUCAAAGAUGGGCUGGGUCUCAUUCAUCAUGACUGAUAGGCAUGAACCAGUGGUUUAGUAAAGCUUUCGGAGCUCCAUUCCUCUCACAAAGUCAUUAAAAUAGCCGAAGGAGAGGAAGUGGCUUGAAUUGUUCAUCUCAGGUUUGGCUGGGCUCUAAUCAUAUAGACACAGCUUCUGGUAGAUUGCGGUUGUAAACACCACCUUCAAUGUAGACAAACCUGGUCUUCCUUGGAAAAAGAGAUACAAAAUACCUGAUGUGAGACACACAGAAUUCAGGGAUGUGAGAUUUCUCUGAAUGGCAAAUAGAGGAUAUAUCACAUGGACUAUUUUUUUUUUUUAACCAUUUGUAUUUACAUAGUGAAAACCAAUUCAUUUUAUAUAUCAAAUUAUUAUUUUGUAAGUUGCAGGAUAAGCAAUUGCAGUUUUCAUUAUGAAUUUUUCCCAAUAAACCAGGUGUUUAAUCUUGUUC